AUGGAGGCGGGUAUGUUUCAAGGUCAUGCAAUGGAGUGUAAUCGAUCCAGCCGAAAGUUGCCAAUGAAGGACUCUGAAGGUUCCCCUACAGAAACACUGGGAUAUGUGAAAACAGAGGAGUGGGGUUCGAACCCACGCCCUUUCGGACCGCGACCUGAACGCGGCGCCUUAGACCACUCGGCCAUCCUGCCUACCCCACCACCCCUUAUCACUACGUCUACAACAGAAGGCACGACAAUUUACCACGCAUAG
Molecule: messenger RNA, 252 nt
Organism: Babesia microti strain RI
Lineage: Eukaryota; Apicomplexa; Aconoidasida; Piroplasmida; Babesiidae
Exons: 2
Coding region: 1-252 (83 amino acids)
Source: RefSeq, a predicted model, not a curated record